Molecule: messenger RNA, 1578 nt
Organism: Neoarthrinium moseri
Lineage: Eukaryota; Fungi; Ascomycota; Sordariomycetes; Amphisphaeriales; Apiosporaceae
Exons: 1
Coding region: 1-1578 (525 amino acids)
Biological process (GO): transmembrane transport; zinc ion transport; intracellular zinc ion homeostasis
Cellular component (GO): membrane; Golgi apparatus
Molecular function (GO): zinc ion transmembrane transporter activity
Source: RefSeq, a predicted model, not a curated record
AUGAGCAUUGGAUGCGACUCAUCGAUGGCUCCUGGCAGCCGACCCCCUCCGAUCACCAUCCUCCCCGACAUCUUACCCAGCGUAGAGCUGCCCUCGUCUCCCGACCAGACCAGCAGCCCGGCCGCAGCACCCGGAGCCGGCCACAGGAGUAACAACAGCGCGCCGCUUCUGCGCUUCCCCGACGAUCACCUGGGGCAUGACUCUUGCGAACGCCUAGACGAGCCCUUCUAUGACCCGAACCGUCUCUCGCCUGUAGCGCCGACCUUUGCCCUUCCUCACAGUCCCGGCCUGCUGUCACCGACACUCUCGCCUGCAAUGGCCGCGCAUUCCUCAACCGCCGCCAAUGGCGGUUUCAACAAGGAGAACACGCCGCCGAUCGAGAUACCAGGCGCGAACCACAACCCCUUCAAUUUCCAGACCCAAGUCAUAUCUACGUCUCCAGUCAAGCCAAACGUAGGCCAGCGCCGCGGCCACAGAUACAAGCACAGUUCCAUAUCGGCACAGCAUCAGAUCUUUCAAGAGCCGCCGCCCAGGCCGCCAUUGGCUCUACCCCGCGACCUCCCUAUACCCACCUUGAAGGAGGCGUGGAAGUCCAUGUCCACUGACCAGCGCCGGCGCCUGUACUGGUGCUGCUGUCAUCUUCUCGUGGCAUGCACCGUCUUCCUGUCAGCCCACGGCUCGCUUGCCAUGACUGCCCUCUCGCACUUGGUCUUCUUCGAUGUCGGGAGCGCAUUGAUAUGUGUGGCCGUGGAUGUCUUGGGCAACUUCGAGGUCUGGAAGCGGAGCAGUAUUCGCCACCCUUUUGGUCUUGAGCGCGCCGAGGUCUUGGCUGGCUUUGCCACCAGUGUCUUCCUGAUAUUCGGCGGCUUCGACCUGGUGAGCCACAACCUCAAGCAUGUGCUCGAGGGAUUGGGCGGGCAUGAGUCGCAUCAUCCCGAACCACACAGUCAUGGGCCGCGCGUUCAGUCGGGCCAUUUGGAUAUCACGAGCUUGACUGCCAUCAUCGCUACGCUUGUGAGUGCCUACGGCCUGCGAAACCAUGGGCGAAUUAGCAAAAUCAUGCGUGUCAGUUAUCUGGCCAGCCUGCCGAGCAUCCUGUCGAACCCGUUCCAUUUUCUGACCUUGUCGACAUCGUUCCUGAUGUUGCUACUGCCGCUCCUCUCGAUUCCGAUCCCAGUGUGGCUGGACAGCUCCGUAUGUGGUCUAGUUGCCGUCUCCAUGUUUGGCCUGGGCUCGCGGCUUGCUAUUGCCCAAGGGCUGAUGCUGCUGAUGUCGUAUGGCGGGCGAUCUGGCUCCUCGGGCAAGAACAAGGAUGUCGGAGUGGCGGACGUGGUGAGCGAGAUUGAAGCCGAGCCGAGCGUCGAGCGCGUAGAGGAGGCGCAAUUCUGGCAGGUUCACUAUGGACUAUGCAUGGCAAACCUGAAAUUGUGCGUGUCGAAGGGUUGUGAUGAUAGCGCUUUGAGUAAGCUACGAACACGCAUCUCUACACUGGUACAAAAUCGUUUAGGGGAGGGUUACGGCAAAGGGAACAGUCUGCGGUGGGAAGUCAGUCUGCAAACAAGGACAGACUCCAAGUAG